This is a messenger RNA of Tympanuchus pallidicinctus (lesser prairie-chicken), 3558 nucleotides long. RefSeq names its product F-box protein 16 (gene FBXO16). The record is from RefSeq and is a predicted model, not a curated record. The coding region runs from base 44 to 1231 and encodes 395 amino acids. Gene Ontology annotation, molecular function: protein binding. NCBI's taxonomy places the organism in Eukaryota, Metazoa, Chordata, Aves, Galliformes, Phasianidae. The transcript is spliced from 8 exons.
UGGUGCUUACAGGACAUUGGUAGAUUCACCAUCUCACCUACCGAUGGCAUUUGGGACUUCUAAGAACAUGAACAGCCCCAAGCUACAAAUCAAGAUGAGCUCGUGGACACCUCUGAGCAACCCAGCCAUGAACGAGCAGGUAUUUGAAGAAAGAAGAGCCCUGUUCAGAAAAUGGUUUAUCAAGUGGACAGAUGCUCAGAGACAGAAGAUCCUGGUGGAUCAGUUGGAGCUCUGCUCCCUGUCCCUGAAGAAAUUCUGUGCCCAGAAGCUACAAGAUCGAAUUCCUAUCGAAGCUCUAGAUUUUACCGUGAAGCUUCCUAGAGUUCUGUCCCUGUACAUCUUCUCCUUUCUGGACCCACGGAGUCUUUGUCGAUGUGCGCAGGUGAGCUGGCACUGGAAGAACCUGUCUGAACUGGAUCAGCUCUGGAUGAAGAAAUGCUUGCAUUUUGGUUGGUACAUCAACUUCAUUCCAACCCCCUUUGAGCAAGGAAUCUGGAAGAGACAUUACAUUGAAAUGGUGAAAGAGCUGCGUGUUACAAGACCAAAGACUGCUUCGAAGGAUGAGUCCAUAGUUCCUGAAGUACAGAAAGUGAGAAGUAACACUCCAGAAGGAAAACGUUCUGCACCAGAAAAGAAGACUAGAAAGAAGAAAAAAGAAAUUCCACCCUGGCGUUCACCAGACAAGUGCCCAACAGACACCAUGCAAUUCAACUGCCUGAACAACUAUGAUCCCAUCGAACAGGCCAGGCAGGCGAGAAAGAAAGGAGGAGGGGAGACCCCAGACCUUAGCCGGCAAGCAGCUGGGAAAAAAAAGAAAGCAGUUUGUGGAUCUAGGAAACUCCAGAAAUCAACAUCACUGCUCUCACUUACUGAAGACCUUGGGUUGACUCAAAAACCACCAGCUCGCCCCAGCUGGGCCACUUCCCAGCCCAUUGGGAACCUACCUUACAGAGAAGCAGCAAAGACCCUCGCCCAGAGCUCCCAGUUCAAUGCUGGGAUACGACCUGCACCUGUUCGAGCUCCAGUGCCAAAACCACGUGCCAGAGAAAAGAAAGACUUCACAGAGACGACCGCCACAUGUCCAUCCUCUCCGCAAUGUGAGGCUCAGCCUAGGCUCAUUCCUCCAUCAGAUAACAAUCUGGUACAGGCUAAGGAAGGAUCUGAAGCAUCUAUCUCAGUGGAACAGAAGCUUACCUGCCUGGAUGGGGGAGACAACAGCAGCGUUGCCUGAGUCAUAGACUUUCAUUUACUAUACCAUGCAAAUAAAUAGGCAUGCAAGUCCUGCAUCUGUUCUCACUUAUCUCUCCAAAAGAAAACUUGACUGCCUUGCUGCCAGUUUUGAUGUUGGAGCAAUGGCUUUGUACUUUUUUGGAACUGCAGCAGCUGAUGCGAUGCCUCCUGCCUGCCUUUAAGUCUCCUGGUCCAAGCUGCAGCAAGUCAAAUGUUUACCUGAUGUGCUUUUCACCCUGGCUUCAUAUUGCUGGUGCUAUAAUUCUCAUUUUCUUUGGGGUAUGUUGCUUCUGCAGAAUUCACCUUGGCCUUUGAUAACCCUUUUGAAGUUGCCUACUAGAGCUGCUGGACACUCAGCUUGCCUAUGGCACAGGGACAUCGUGGAGCACAUCCUAUGGCCAGAGCUGCUUUGUUCUGCUCUCACAAUGAAUUGCAGAAGCUGCCUGUCUGUGGGCAGUGAGGGGAUUGUGGAGGACAAGUGAAGACUACUGGUCACCACUGGCCACCUGGGUGAUGUAAACUGUAUCCCCCUCACAGCACAACCACAGAGUGAGUGGUUUACAACCAGUAUUUACAAACAAUGUGUUCCUUCAGUUGUAACCUCUAGCACCUACCAAAUCACCUGGACUGAAGAAAGCAUCGCAGCAUCCAAGGAAAAAGCCUUCCAUAUGUGAGAGAAAGGAGGCUUGGGGAGAAUGAGGAAAAGGCUACUUAGUGCUCUACUGAAGUCAGAAAUUUUCUCAUGCUGUACAAGGCAAGUCCAUCAUUUCAAUCGUGUUAGUGAGAAUGAAGUCAAAUCCCACCCUCUGGAUUACAGCAUUGCACAGGGCACUGCGUAGGGAGCUGGCACUGGUUUAAUUAUUUACAGCAUUAUUUUCCACAAUUAUGGAAAUGUAGCAAAUAGCAGUUUUUAACAAUAGGGGGACCAAAUGCAUAACAACUGUAACUUACUGCCUUAUAACCCAGACAGAGCUGAAAUAAAACUGAAACUUUGCACACACUAGGAAGGGCCACAGCAUCCCCAUGAAUUCUCAGCAUUUAUAGACUAGAAAUCAUGUCUUGGAGAAAACACCAGCCACUUUGUGAUAAAGAUUAGGAGAAGUCUUCCAACUCUGUGAACAGAUUAUCCCAUACCAUGUCAUAUGAGGGUGUCAAGUUUUUUGGCACAAGAGACAGUGGCCAUUCUCAAGACCAAGCACAAAGCACCAUAGGUUUUAAUGGAAGGGACAGAAUCUGCCCGUCAGGGCCCUUGAUCGAAAGCCUCAGUCACAGAUUGGCUAAUUCAGCACAUCUCUCUCUCCCUGAUGUUAUGUUGUGUUUCUAGUUGCUCCAUAUGCUUGGAAGAGGGAUUUCAUCUCAACCAAAACAACAGCCUAAAAGCUCUUCACCUCAGAAAUGAUUAGCUGAAAUAUGAACUCCCGAUGGGGAGUUAUUUUCUUUCUUGAACGGUUGGACUGGAUGAUCCUUUGGUCUUUUCCAACCUUGGUGAUUCUAUGAUUCUAUGAUUUUAUGAUUCUAUGAACACACAGGUGGCAGUCAGCUCUUAUAUCAUCAAUUAUGCAAGAGACCAGAACGACUAACUUAGAUUAACACAGCUAACUUUUGGGUAUGUGAAAUUAGGUGAGGUAAAUCCCACUCAAAGCAUUCGCCAGGCAUUUGCUGGUAUUGCAGAUCUCUCCCAAUAAGUCUUUUCCCACGGAAAACCAACUUAAAGACUGCUUCACAGAUGUUUAUGGCUGGCUUAAGUCUAAAUGGUAAUGCCAGCUCCCUUUUUGUCUCAGGAACUGUGAAGUUUCCUGGGGCAGCAGUUAGUGCUUUGUUACAAACAGCAAAUGGCCAUGCAAGGAAAUGAUGUAAACCUCCAUCAAUGGUGUUUCUUUUCUCACCAGUGAGCACACUCAUUGGAAAUAUAAUGUUCCCAAGGUCUGUCAAGUCUUGGAGCUGAAUGCUCAAGCAUUGCUGCAGCAAAUAGUGCACCUCAAGUGCUCACUAUAAGCUCAGGCUUCUCCAGUUUAAAACACUUCUGUAUUCGUGAUGUUAUAAAAUAACUAAGAGUAACAUUCUCCAGGAAACUACCAAGCCAAGUGGUCCAUCCAUGAAGUAACAGCAGACCUGCAUUAAGCCUGGAUGUAACUUCUACCAAUUAUGGAGUUGGACUCUGUGAUCCUUAUGGGUCCCUUCCAGCUCGAGAUAUUCUGUGGUACUGGAAUAAAAUGUAUGUACUUACAACAUACUUUACAAACGUGUCUGAGGUGGCAGAAUACAUCAGACUCUGAAAUGGACAGAAAAGAGAAAGAGUUCUCCACCUGCCUUUGUGGCUGUGCUGCU